GUUAUCGCAUCGUGCUGGCUGCUAGAGCCAUAAGGAUUGUUCGUUUUCGCUGUACUGCUGAACUAGUGCAAUCAGUUGAAGCGAGGCAAAUUUUCGCACUUCAACUUAUUGCACCAGUUAAGCGGUACACAGCGGACAGACCUCUUCUAUUCACGUGUCGAGUACUCGAAGUGAAAAAGUAACCCUCAACACUUUCGAGGCAGCGACGGAGAACAGCGAGAACCUGCAUAAAAUCGACAAAAUGGAAGAGACGCUAAAGGAAUUGGCUGUGACACUUUAUGAUAUUCAAGCUAUAAAAUUUGGAGCAUUUACAACAAAGAUUGGUUUGAAGACACCGAUAUACUUUGAUCUCCGAGUCAUAAUAUCCUAUCCAAAAUUCAUGUCUAGAUUAACAGAAAUUCUGUGGAGACCUGUCAAAGAUUCUGCAGAAAAUGUGUCUCAAAUUUGCGGAGUCCCGUACACGGCAUUGCCACUAGCUACGCUGAUAUCUGUAGAAAAUAACAUUCCACUGUUGAUAAAAAGAAAAGAGGCAAAGUCGUAUGGCACAAUGAAGCUGAUUGAGGGUGUGUAUUCACCCGGCGACAAUUGCAUAAUUAUUGAGGACGUUAUAACGAGUGGUAGCAGCAUCCUAGAGACUGUAAGUGUCUUAAGAAACGAACAGUUGAACGUUACACAGGCGUUGGUGUUAAUAGACAGGGAGCAAGGUGGUAAAAAAGAACUGGAGAGUCAUAAGAUUAAGGUAAAGAGCCUGUACACUGUUACGACAUUGAUGACAUAUCUCCUAGAGGCCGGCAAAGUCACACAGAAAGUCGUGGAGGACGUGAAGAAUUACCUGAAAACGAAUCAAGUGCAAAACAUUUCGGUUCAAGGUGUGCCAGACGAUAGACUGAAGCUACCAUAUUGCAAACGUGCCAAACUAGCUAGAAAUCCGUUGGCCACGACGUUACUGGAACUAAUGGACCGGAAACUAACCAAUCUCUGUCUGGCGGCGGACCUCACAAAAACGGACGCGAUUCUGGAGCUGGCGAAUCUAGCAGGACCUCACAUCGCCGUACUGAAGACUCAUGUUGAUAUCGUAGAGGACUUCAGCGAGAGCUUUGUGCGACAACUAAAAGAGCUGGCGAGGCAGCACGAGUUCCUGCUGAUGGAGGAUCGCAAGUUUGGCGAUAUCGGCAACACGGUCACGUUACAGUACAACUGUGGUAUUUACAGAAUGUCUACGUGGGCAGAUCUGGUAACUAUGCAUCCGGUUUCUGGUAAAGAUGCCCUCUACGCACUGAAGAACGACCGGGACACCACAGAGCCGCGUGGUGUCUUCCUGGUCGCUGAGAUGUCGUCUGAGGGCGCAUUAACCAGUGGUGAAUAUCUGAAGAGCGCGGUGUCGAUGGCUGAGGAAGCCGGCGACGUGGUGGUAGGCCUCGUAUGCCAGUCAAAUCUCUCCUCGCAGCCCGGCCUGCUGCAGUUGACACCCGGAGUCAAGCUAUCCAAAGGCGGCGACAAGCUCGGUCAACGAUAUAAAGAUCCACGGUCCGUCGUGAACGCCGGUGCCGAUCUGGCUGUUGUCGGUAGAGCUAUUACGGAGGCGGCCGACAAACUGGCGGCCGUUUUGCAAUACAAAAAGCUACUCUGGGCGGCGUACGAGGAACGAACUCGGAAUCUUUACGCGAAUACGUGAUUCGAUCUAGUAUAAGUGCGAGACUUCAAAAUUGUUGCAUUUUAUAUAAAUUUAUUGAUUUAGAAUUUUUUUAAAAUUAGACUUUUGUAUUACUAUCAUCAUGAAAGAAUAAUAUAUGUAUAUAAAAUAUUAGAGGCCCUCGGCCGGACCACUCAGUGGGUAUAUUAUAUUACAUUGACAUAAUAUAAAUAAAGGAAGUUACCUA
This is a messenger RNA of Dinoponera quadriceps, 1880 nucleotides long. RefSeq names its product uridine 5'-monophosphate synthase (gene r-l). The coding region runs from base 242 to 1675 and encodes 477 amino acids. The transcript has 4 exons. Gene Ontology annotation, biological process: 'de novo' UMP biosynthetic process; 'de novo' pyrimidine nucleobase biosynthetic process. The record is from RefSeq and is a predicted model, not a curated record. NCBI's taxonomy places the organism in Eukaryota, Metazoa, Arthropoda, Insecta, Hymenoptera, Formicidae. Gene Ontology annotation, molecular function: orotate phosphoribosyltransferase activity; orotidine-5'-phosphate decarboxylase activity.